CAGAAUACUUAAAACCACACUAGUACUAAGUGUUUAACGAAUAAGCAAAAAAUAAAAUAAAAAAUGAAGCAUUUCAGCCACCCCCAUGCCUUAGAAUUCUGUGAAGUUGAAGAAACAAAUGAGAUAAUCUGUUCAGGUUGUGAGAAUAAACUUUCUGGCACUUCUUACAAAUGCACCAAACCUAAUUGUGAAUUCACCCUGCACAAAUCAUGCUUCGAAUUACCAAGAAAAAUUCAACACAAUUCCCAUCCUAUUCACCCUCUUACUCUAUACCCUAGUCUACCCGAACGAGACUCAAUUUAUUUUGGUUGCAAUGCAUGCGGUGAAGAACCAAAAGCCUUUGUUUACGAAUGCCUCGAUUGCAACUUUAGUCUCCAUGCUAAUUGUGCUAUCUCUUGGCCAGAAAAUGUGACUCGUGAAGAUCACCAACACUCUCUUACACUCCAAUAUCAAUGGCCAUUUCCUAUUGAUGAUUAUGUGCAUCUCUUUUGCAAGGUGUGCGACGGACUUUGCAAUGACAGCCGUUGGCUUUAUUAUUGUGCCGAGUGUAAAUUUAGCACACACUUGAAAUGUGCGACUGUUAAAAGAGAAGAUGGUUUGAGCCUUGAGAACGAAGAAGAAGAAGAGGAAGAGAAUAUGACUAAUGAGCAAAGAUUGAUGAUGGCAACAAUCAAAGCUCAAGGACAACAGGCAAGGCUUAACUUUCAAGCUCACAUGGCCUAUAUGAACGCCCAAGCUAUAACCAAUAUGUGGCGUAGCUCUCAUUGUUAUUAA
Nicotiana tabacum (common tobacco) is the source of this 774-nucleotide messenger RNA. RefSeq names its product protein VACUOLELESS GAMETOPHYTES-like. Lineage: Eukaryota; Viridiplantae; Streptophyta; Magnoliopsida; Solanales; Solanaceae. The record is from RefSeq and is a predicted model, not a curated record.